This is a messenger RNA of Cuculus canorus (common cuckoo), 936 nucleotides long. Its product is annotated as olfactory receptor 6B1. Gene Ontology annotation, biological process: G protein-coupled receptor signaling pathway. Gene Ontology annotation, molecular function: G protein-coupled receptor activity; olfactory receptor activity. The coding region runs from base 1 to 936 and encodes 311 amino acids. Gene Ontology annotation, cellular component: membrane. The transcript has a single exon. The record is from RefSeq and is a predicted model, not a curated record. Lineage: Eukaryota; Metazoa; Chordata; Aves; Cuculiformes; Cuculidae.
AUGAAGAACCAAACUGCUAUCACGGAGUUCAUUCUUCUGGGAUUUUCCUAUGGACUGCAGGUUCAGACCUUACUUCACCUGGUCUUUCUGGUCACCUACAUGGUAACAAUCACUGAGAAUACAAUCAUCAUCUUUGUGGUGAAAAGGAACCUUCACCUCCAAAAGCCUAUGUAUUAUUUCCUGGGGAACUUGUCCUUCCUGGAGAUCUGGUAUGUCUCGGUAACAUUGCCUCGGCUUUUGUUUGGGUUCUGGACACAGAGCAUGACCAUCUCGUUCUCCAGCUGCAUGACCCAGCUAUACUUCUUCAUCUCCCUUAUGUGCACUGAAUGUGUCCUCCUGGCUGUAAUGGCCUAUGACCGCUAUUUGGCUGUCUGUCACCCCUUGCGCUACCCAGCCAUCAUGACCCACAAAUUGUGCUUUCAGCUAUCGAUUCUUUCAUGGGCGGGAGGGUUUUCCAUUUCCUUAGUCAAGGUGUCUUUUAUUUCACGCCUCACAUUUUGUGGUCCGCAUGUCAUAAACCACUUCUUUUGUGACAUCUCUCCUGUCUUGAACCUCUCCUGCACUGACAUGUCCCUUGCAGAGACAGUGGACUUUGUAUUAGCUUUGGUGAUCCUGUUGAUACCUCUCCUGAUCAUUAUUUUCUCUUACUGCUGUAUCUUGUCAACUAUUUUGUGUAUGCCUUCAGCCCAGGGAAGGAGAAAAGCCUUUUCCACUUGUACCUCCCAUUUCACUGUAGUAAUUAUCUUUUUCUCAGCCACUCUUUUCAUGUAUGCCAGGCCCAGGAGGAUCCAUCAGUUCAACCUCAACAAAAUAGUGUCUGUCUUUUAUGCUGUGUUCACUCCAGCGCUGAACCCUCUAAUAUAUUGUCUGAGGAACAAGGAGGUGAAAGAAAUUCUGAGGAAGAUUAUAAGCACGAGCUGCUCUGCACAUCGGUAA